This is a messenger RNA of Corticium candelabrum, 1778 nucleotides long. RefSeq names its product phosphatidylinositol-3-phosphatase SAC1-like. Gene Ontology annotation, molecular function: phosphatidylinositol-4-phosphate phosphatase activity. Gene Ontology annotation, biological process: phosphatidylinositol dephosphorylation. Gene Ontology annotation, cellular component: endoplasmic reticulum. NCBI's taxonomy places the organism in Eukaryota, Metazoa, Porifera, Homoscleromorpha, Homosclerophorida, Plakinidae. Bases 12 to 1778 code for a protein of 588 amino acids. The transcript has 19 exons. The record is from RefSeq and is a predicted model, not a curated record.
UAUGUUAUGUCAUGAGCGUUCACGAUUCCCUGAGAUUAUGUACGACAUCAGAAAUCUUCUACGUCGUUCCAUCAGACGGCAGCGGAGUCUUGGAAAUCGAUAGGGCAUCCGGGCAAUUGCGUGUCGUCCGGAAUGCCAAUGCCGUCCCACCCUCAGCCACAAUCAGACAAAUUUAUGGCAUAAUAGGAAUUAUCAGACUCAUUGCUGGUCCUUAUUUGGUUGUUAUCACUGGAAGAGAGAAGGUUGGGACAAUAGAGCAGCACGAUGUGUGGAGAGUGACAUCAACUGACGUCAUUGCAUUUGCUAGGUCUGUGAGACAUUUAUCAGAAAUUCAGGAUCGUCAUAAUAGGACGUAUGUGAAUAUGGUGCAGACGGUGUUUCAAACGUUUGGGUUUUACUACUCGGCUACUUAUGAUGUGACACACACGCUGCAACGAUUGGAGAAUACAACACCGGAGUUUAAGCUUAUGCAUCUUAAUGAAAGAGCUGACCAGCGGUUUGUAUGGAACAGACAUUUGCUCCAAGAUUUAGCAGCUCAACCGGAGCUUCAUCAGUUUACUUUGCCCAUCAUGCAUGGCUUUGUUUCAAUCAAUCGUAGCGUGGUUAAUCAGAAAGAAUUUCAGUUUAUCCUCAUUUCUCGUAGGAGCUGCUACAGAGCAGGUGUAAGGUAUUACAUGAGAGGUGUGGACUCUGAUGGGCAUGCAGCUAACUCAGUAGAAACAGAGCAGAUUGUUGUUUAUCAGGAUGCAAGGACAUCAUUUGUGCAGACUCGUGGUUCAAUUCCUGUUCAUUGGAGCCAAAGGCCAAACCUUUCUUACAAGCCUCAUCCAAAGAUCGGCAAACUCUCCACUCCAACUGUUGGAUGUCAGAGACACUUUGACUCUCAAAUCGCUCUUUAUGGCAGGCAGAUUGCAGUCAACUUGAUAAAUCAAAAAGGUGUGGAGAAACCAGUUGGUGAUGAGUUUAGACGUCAAGUUGACGCAAUGGACAAUUUAAUGGUCACAUAUCAUGCUUUCGAUUUUCAUCACGAGUGUAAACACAUGCAGUGGCAUCGUCUUUCAAUUCUUCUUGGACAGUUAGCAGAUGAACGAAAGAAACAGAAAUAUUUUCUUGUUGAUCAGAAAGGCGAUGCUAUUUAUCUCCAAGACGGAAUCCUCAGAACAAACUGCAUGGAUAGCUUGGAUAGGACUAAUGUUGUUCAAGGGAUCUUUGCAAAGGCAAGUCUUCAGGAGCAGUUGGAGUGGUUUGGAAUUUUGUCAGUUGGAGAGCAGGUAGAGCAACAUCGUGGCUUUGAAUUUCUCUACAAGAAUGUGUGGGCAGACAAUGGAGAUGCACUGGCCAUGCAAUACACAGGAACUGGUGCACUGAAGAGUGACUUCACAAGGACGGGGAAGAGAAGUAUAACUGGCAGUUUACAAGAUGGCUACAAGUCAACUGUUCGAUAUUUCCAGAAUAAUUUCACCGACGGUUUUAGACAGGACGCAAUUGAUUUGGUGCUUGGCAACUAUGUUGUGGAUCCUAAUGAAGGUAUCCAUUCUCCUCUCAAUGAAAGACAAGGAUGGAAAUUGGCUGUCGUCCCUCUUGUCUUGCUCUUUGGAUUCUCAAUGCUCAUUAUCAGUCUACUUAUUCCUGCAACUGAAUGGAUAUGGCAGCUUAUCUAUGUUCUAUUCUGGGGUGUUGCUGUGUUCAUCACAAUGCGAGUAGCUGUAUACUACGGGUACGAACUAGUUGACUCCCCGAGACUUGUACAAACUGCAGACCAAGGUAAAAAUUCAUGA